AGUGGGGUCCAGAGUCCACACACAGACACAAGGAUUCGAUGAUGUCUGUCUCUCUGUGUGCUUUUUGCAUGGACGCAGCCACGCCCAUGGGUCCGUCAGAUUCGCUCCCUAUCUCCCUCCACUGAAACUCAUACGCUUGUCUCAAUGAUCCUCUGAUAUACCCAACUGGGUCUUCUCUGAAAUCCAAGCUAUCUCCGUACAACUUUAAUUGAACUCAAUCCAAUUCUCAGUGAAAAUUUUUUCAGGGAGAAGCCUAUAUCCUGAUGUCCUGAUUACCUAGUAAGAGUGAUAUCUAAGCAAUGGGGGCAGUAAGCUCUAAAAUAGAGGAAGAUAGGGUUCUGCAGUUAUGUCGUGAAAGGAAGAAGUUUGUUAAGCAAGCACUUGAUGGCAGGUGCUCACUAGCAGCUGCUCAUGUUACAUAUAUUCAGUCACUUAAAAAAGUGGGAACUGCUCUUAGGAAAUUUGUUGAACCUGAAGCUCCUAUAGAAUCUUCUUUGUAUACUUCUACCAGUGCAACACCAGAGCCUCUUACUUUAACUGAGAAGUCCCUCUCUCAGUUCUCAUUUUCUUCCCCAUCUGCAUCCCAACGUGUAGAUGCAACUGAAACCGUUUCUCCAUCGCCUUCUCCUCCAAACUCUAGUCGGUUUCAUGCAAAUCAUAUGAGAUUCAGGGGUACUUCGUACGAGAAGAUUGAAGAAAAACCUUCUUUACCUGUUAUUGGAACAAUGACCUCGUCUAGUACCCUGCAGGAUACUACACCUCAUUCCACUGAAAGGCCUGAAACAUCCCCAUUCGAAGGUUCUUCCCUCCCACCUGGAACUGAACCAUGGGAUUAUUUUGAUCAUGAUUUCUCUUUUCAGGACGGGAGGGGAAUGAACCAAGGUUUGGAGAAUGCUGAUGAUAUAAGACGGCUUAGAGAAGAGGGAAUUCCUGAGCUGGAAGAUGAAGAUGAGAUGGUUUCUUUUGAUGAGAGGGAGGAAUCUCAGGAUUCAGAAGAGGAGUUUGAUGAGCCUGCAACAGAUACUCUGGUCCGAAGUUUUGAAAAUCUAAAUAGGGUUCAUGAUCAUGCUGCAGAUAAUUCUUCACCUGGUAUGCCUUCUGCAGGAAAUGUAGCUUCAGAGACUGAGUUCUUGAAUGGGGAGCAGGGCAACUCCCCAUAUUUGUCACCAUUAAGAACCACAUCUAGUGUUGCACUUCCUACUGACACAAAUAAAACACCAUUAAAAGAAGAUUGUAUUGAGAGUAAGGUUGCCUCUAAGGACUUCUUUUCAAGCAUUAAAGACAUUGAGUUUCUCUUUAUAAAAGCUUCUGAGUCUGGUAAAGAAGUUCCAAGGAUGCUUGAAGCAAAUAAGUUGCAUUUCCGUCCAAUAUUCCCGGGGAAAGAAAGAAGUGGGUCAAUAAAAUCAACUUUCUUGAAGGCCUGUUUCUCUUGUGGGGAGGACCCAAGCCAAGUUCAAGAAGAGCCUGCUCAAAAUUCCAUGAAGUACUUAACUUGGCAUAGGACAGCGUCAUCUCGAUCCUCUUCUUCCAGGAAUCCUUUGGGAGCAAACUCAAAAGACGAUAUGGAGGACCUUGCUGGCGAUCUCUUUGAUAAUAUCUGCAUGAUCUCCGGCAGUCAUGCCUCAACCUUGGAUAGGCUAUAUGCUUGGGAGAGGAAGCUGUAUGAUGAAGUUAAGGCUAGUGAAAUGGUCAGAAGGGAGUAUGACUUGAAGUGUAAAUUUUUAAGACAACUGGAAUCAAAUGCGGAAAGCUCCUCUAAAAUUGAUAAAACUCGUUCAGUUGUCAAGGAUCUACAUUCAAGAAUCAAAGUUGCAAUUCACAGAAUUGACUCUAUUUCAAAGAGGAUUGAGGAAUUAAGGGACAAAGAGCUCCAGCCACAACUUGAGGAGUUGAUUGAAGGGUUAAGUAGGAUGUGGAAGGUGAUGUUUGAGUGCCACAAGCUUCAGUUUCACAUAAUCUCAGUAGCAUACAACAAUGGCAACACCAAAAUCUCUAUACAAUCAGAAUCACAUCGGCAUGUCACUAACGAACUUGUGAAUGAACUCAAUUCUCUGUCAUCAAGUUUUACAAAGUGGAUUGGUGCUCAGAAGUCCUAUCUGCAGGCUAUAGAUGGGUGGUUGUUCAAAUGUGUCCCUCCUUCUGAAACAAAAUCUUCCAAAAGAAAAAGGCGGCAAGAACCUCUAUCUUAUAGAUCCCGUGGCCCUCCAAUAUAUGUGACCUGUGGUGUCUGGUUGGAAAAAUUUGAAGGCUUGCCUAAGCAAGUUGUAGAUUCUAUAAAGGAGUUAGCUACUGAAACUGCCCGCUUUGUACCACGCCAAGAAAGGAACCAGGGGAAGGAUGUGAACCGUCCUUAUUUACCAUCUUGGGAGGCUGAUAAUAAACAUGAUUCAGAAAAUCUGUUGAUAAAUGAAGCUUUGGACAACUGGAUUUCAGGUUUCGAUAAUUUUCGAUCAAACUUGGUGGAAUUUCUUGGUCAGUUGAAUAAAUUUGCAGAGUCUUCUGUCAAGAUGUAUUUUGAACUUGAAGAGGCUAUCCAAGUUGCUAAGAAUCGCUAUGAUCAGUCGAAGUCUAAAUCUCAAAUUUCUUAAGAGGAAGGAUACAGAGAAGAGGGAAGAACUGAAUCACACAUUCAAGGUCCAAUAAAAUGGUGUUUAAAAGAUGCCUACAACACAAGAAGAGUUCCAGAUAACAAACAGUUCAAUGGGAAGUAGCAUUUGUAUAUGGAGAGAAGAAUAAAAGGGUAUUGGUUUAGACACAAAAUAAAGGAACUGGUGGAAAGAAUUUUAUAUGGAGAUGUUAUAAAUGGGGUGGUGAUAGUAGGUGAGCUGCAAUUACAAGUGCUUGUGGCGACAAAGAGAGUUGUUUGCAUAGGAACAGAACUUGUAUAGUUUUUUCUCUUUGUGGAACAUAGGAACUAUGAUAAUAUCCCACUCCUCAUUAUAGUUUAUAAUUAUAUAAAUGUUCUUAUUUCUUUUGA
Molecule: messenger RNA, 2977 nt
Organism: Alnus glutinosa
Lineage: Eukaryota; Viridiplantae; Streptophyta; Magnoliopsida; Fagales; Betulaceae
Product: protein ALTERED PHOSPHATE STARVATION RESPONSE 1
Exons: 6
Coding region: 300-2588 (762 amino acids)
Source: RefSeq, a predicted model, not a curated record